This is a messenger RNA of Cimex lectularius (bed bug), 4237 nucleotides long. It is a transcript of the gene Sik2, whose product is annotated as serine/threonine-protein kinase SIK2. Bases 55 to 3123 code for a protein of 1022 amino acids. Gene Ontology annotation, cellular component: cytoplasm. Gene Ontology annotation, biological process: protein phosphorylation; intracellular signal transduction; microtubule cytoskeleton organization. The record is from RefSeq and is a predicted model, not a curated record. The transcript has 9 exons. Gene Ontology annotation, molecular function: protein serine/threonine kinase activity; ATP binding; tau-protein kinase activity. NCBI's taxonomy places the organism in Eukaryota, Metazoa, Arthropoda, Insecta, Hemiptera, Cimicidae.
CCGUUCAGUCAGAAUCCGGAGACGGAGUGUGUACCGUGUGGGGAUGGGUUGAGGAUGGUAGUCGGGAUGACGGAAAGACACAAGGCACCGAUACGUGUCGGUUUCUACGACAUUGAAAGGACUAUCGGCAAGGGGAAUUUCGCCGUCGUCAAACUGGCCAAGCACCGUAUCACCAAGACUGAAGUAGCGAUUAAAAUUAUAGACAAAUCACAACUCGAUCCCGUCAACUUGCAGAAAGUAUACAGGGAAGUAGAUAUAAUGAAACAGCUAGAUCAUCCCCACAUAAUUAAGCUUUUCCAGGUCAUGGAGACGAAAAACAUGAUCUACAUAGUUUCGGAGUAUGCUAGUCAAGGUGAAAUAUUCGAUUAUAUCGCUAGAUACGGUAGAAUGACGGAGAAAGGUGCCAGAAGGAAGUUCUGGCAGAUCCUGUCGGCUGUGGAGUACUGUCACAACCGGCGAGUUGUUCACAGAGACCUUAAGGCUGAAAAUCUUUUGAUGGACUGCAAUAUGAAUAUUAAAAUAGCUGAUUUCGGAUUCAGCAAUUACUACACGCCUGGUGAACAGUUGGCCACUUGGUGCGGUUCACCCCCGUACGCAGCUCCGGAAGUCUUCGAAGGCAAAAAGUAUACAGGGCCCGAGAUAGACAUUUGGAGUCUGGGAGUCGUCCUGUACGUCCUCGUCUGCGGAGCCCUGCCCUUUGACGGAUCGACACUCCACACUCUCCGAGACAGGGUUCUUUCUGGCAGGUUCAGGAUACCCUAUUUUAUGAGCUCAGAUUGUGAGUCUCUAAUUCGAAAGAUGUUAGUAUUAGAGCCAGGUAAACGAUAUUCCGUGGAACAAAUUAAACGGCAUAGAUGGAUGGUGGAGGAAGCGCCAAGGCUCUUACCUUGUACAAGCAUAGGAGAUAACAAACUUGCAGAGCCCAAUGAACAAAUUUUAAGGCUAAUGCAAAGUCUGGGUAUAGAUGCUGCUAAAACAAGAGAGUCCCUCAAAAGUGGAAGCUAUGACCACCAUGCUGCUAUAUAUUUCCUUCUUUUGGAAAGGAUGAGACAACAUAGAAGUACAUUUACAUUAGCUCAGGAAACGUCUUCAGGAGUUGCAAGUGGUGCUAAGGUUCAAGAAAGAACCGAUGCAACACAAAAAAGGAGGCCCAGUACAAUAGCUGAACAAGCUAUGAGGAAAUUAGGUCUUUCUGGCAUGAACCCUGUCUUAAAUCAAGGUGCCAACAUUCAUGUACCAGAUCAACAACAACCACAGCAGCAACAGCAGCAGCAACAAUUUAAAAGAAUAGGAGAACAAAGCAGACUUUGUUAUACUCCAGAUUCUUUGGCAAGGGAACAACAAAUACAAAGUGCGUUGCAACAGUUGACAGUUGCUAAUGUUGAGCCCGUAGAGCCAAAGCGAUCAAAUAGUUUUAGUCGUCCAACUCAUACUACGGAUAGCGGAAGACAAUCACAUCCACCGUUCAGAGAAAUGAGCUCAUCACCUCAAUCCAGCCCUCCAUUAGCUCCAAUAUCUCAUAAAAUCCAAGGAUCCACAGAACCAGUUGUUCCUACUGACACGUCCCUUAGUUUUGCUACUUACAGGGAACCAACUACAUACACAACCACAAGGUAUUCUACUUCUUUUGGAGGUUCUUUUUCAGGUGGUGUACCACAGUAUUCCAGUUCAACUGAUGAAGGGGUUGAAACAGAUUUGGAAGAAACUACUAAUACAACACAAAUCCCUCAACAACGAUUGUCCUAUGCAAGUUCCUCAUCGUCAAGUGGUGUCGGAGUUCACAAUAAAAGUUUAAGUCAACAUUUAAGUUCAGAUUCAUCUUGUUCUUCAUGCCACGUUUCUUCAUUGCAUAGUAAUUUUUCUACUUUUGAAAGUAGUUUAGAUUAUCAAUUUGAAACUGAAUUGGGUUCCAGUCUCCCAUCUUGCACAACCCAAGGAAAUAGUAAACCAUUAAUAUCUGAAAGUGUUAUUAUUAGCACAAGUUCUAUACACCCAGGGGUUUAUGUAAGCAGUGAUGGUUCAAAUCGCUCCUGGUGUAGGCACAGCAAUUAUGGUACAAACUUACCCACGAGUGGGCAUUUUAAAACAAGAAAAAUCACUCGUUCACCUGUUGAUUUUCGGGAAGGACGACGAGCUUCAGAUGGUUUAGUUGCUCAACAUGGCGUUUCCACUACAGAUGGUUCCACGUUAAGUCCUCCAAUUAAUACUACCGUAGCAUUUAAUAGUCAAAAAUUGAACGAAAGCGGGAAAGCGAAAGGUGUUAUGGAAUUACAUUUAGUUCAACGUGAACACCAAGCAUUAAAAUCCCAAUACCAAAGCUCAGUACCACCGGAAGAAUUAAUUCAAAGGCAGUUACAGCAUUCGGAGUACAGACAAAGAGAUAAUUCAGCAGAAUCUCGGCAACAGAAUUUACCAAAGCGUAUAAGUUUGCCUGAAAAUUUCACCUUUCCAGCACCGGGGAUGACCCAAUCUUUAGAAGCUGAAAUGUUAGCAAGUGUAACUGCUCCACCUUCUUCCAAAGCACCUUUACAACAGCAAUUGAUGCAACACAGGUUACUUCAGCAGAAAAGACAACUAUUGCAAAAGCAAGGGACUUUUCAAUCGACGAGUACUGAUCCAAAUGUUAAUAUGAUUCUCAACCGACGACAAAUGCUCAGACAAGCUUCUUAUAAACUAGCCCAGCAAACACAAAUAGUUCCUCCAUUACCAAUACAUUGUGAAUCGAGUUUUCCUACAAUUGAUGAAGAUAGCACCAACGGUUCUGGAAGCCCUCGACUUCUUCAGCCCCUUGUGGAUGAAAAGUUCGCUUCUGUUCUUGAACCCAAUAAUGAACAAUGGAGCGCCCUGCCCAAUUCUUUUGCAUCUUGCCAAAUACGCGAACCUACAGGCAACCAAUGGACUAUGGGGACUGGAGGAGAAGCAGGCAUUCAUUUAAACACACCAUGGCAGCCAUCCAUUUUCACAACAACGCAACCAAUUCCAGCCUGGAGCCAGAUAACACCAAGUGGUGGAAAAACAACAAAUUCACAGAUCUUGUCAUCCGGAUUGCUUUGGCCUGCCCCAAUGCAAGCAGUCAGUGAGAGCCCUAUUCUAGAGCUUUCUGAGCAAAUGGAGUUAAUGUAAUUCAUAGUACUUAUUUAUUCUUCAGAAUACAUCGAUCUAAUUUAAUUGUAAUGUUAAUGAUAUAAUUGUAAGGAGUGACAUAUCUAUUAAAAGUAAAGAAGAAAAUAAUCUAGUUGAAAAACAGUCCAAAGUGAUUAUAUGACAUGGAUGUUUGGUGUGCAUGUUGUUUUUGGGUAUUCCUUGUACAAAUUUAUGUUCAGAAUACCUAAUUUAAACAAAAAAUAUAUUUUUAUUACUUAAAAUUAUAAAAAUUUAUUUAAAUUAUAAAUGGAUUUUUUUCCCCCAAUUAAUUAUAUCGGCAGCAAUGCUAUCACAAUACAAAAAUUACUAUAUUCACUCAACAAAACCUUCAAUUCGUUUGAACUUUAGCAUGUUUUACUUUGCACACAUACCCAUUGUGGUGAACACAAAGCAUAGUUAAUCAGCAUGAUCAGUAACGUAUAAUGACUCAAGUUGAAAGUGGCUUCAGUAUAUUUUGUAUAAUAAGUCAUUUGGGUUUUAAAAUAAAAUUAAUCAAUUACUCACUUCAAAUUAUCUUUGUACUUUUAUAUAUUGAUAAUUGAACAAAUAGCUGCUGAAGCUUACCAUUCAUUUCUGGAAAGAAAGACAAUCUUAUUAAGAAACAUAAUGUGACAACAAGGAAUUAUUAAACAUUACGUAUUUAAAAAUGUAAAAUUAAGCUUUACAAUAAUUUUAUUUUUAAUGUUAAACAAUCGCUAUAUUAAUAAUUGACAUGUAACUAAACAAUAUUGCCCAGUACUUGAUCAAUUUCAUUGUUUGAUUCAUUUCUUCAGAAUUAGGACUGUUGACAGAAUUUACCAAUAUAUGCAAUAGAAUGUUUAUAUUUGUCAAUUAAUAGGAAACCAUUUCAUACCUGAUCACAAUAUUUUGAACAAAAGGAGUAUUUUUUGGCAACAUUAUAAGUUUAUCUUUAUCUAAUUCAAAUGUAACAGAGUAAUUUUUAUUGGAUCAAUCCAUCAAGAUAAUUUUGUCCAUAAGAUUUGCUAGUUCAGUUUAAUUCUCAACUGAAAACCCUAAAUAAAUUUGCUUAACUGAAUUAUUUCAAAGUUAGUAAAAUGGAAAAUUAUAUAUUCAUAGAUGUGUCAAUGUAAAA